Sorex araneus (European shrew) is the source of this 818-nucleotide messenger RNA. RefSeq names its product ER membrane protein complex subunit 4 (gene EMC4). Lineage: Eukaryota; Metazoa; Chordata; Mammalia; Eulipotyphla; Soricidae. Gene Ontology annotation, cellular component: EMC complex. The transcript has 5 exons. The coding region runs from base 120 to 671 and encodes 183 amino acids. Gene Ontology annotation, biological process: protein folding in endoplasmic reticulum. The record is from RefSeq and is a predicted model, not a curated record.
CGCCGGAAGUUGGCGUAGCCGGGCGGUUCCGCUCUCGCCGUCCCGCGGUGGGCUGGAGAGACUCCAGCUUACGGUGAACCGGAGAGGCCGCUUCCCGGGUUUCGGAGCCUAGUGUCGCCAUGACGACCCAGGGGAGCCUCGUGGCCAAUCGAGGCCGGCGCUUCAAGUGGGCCAUUGAGCUGAGCGGGCCCGGAGGAGGCAGCAGGGGACGAAGUGACCGGGGCGGUGGACAGGGAGACUCGCUCUAUCCGGUUGGUUACUUGGACAAGCAAGUGCCGGACACCAGCGUGCAAGAAACGGACCGGAUCCUGGUGGAGAAGCGCUGCUGGGACAUCGCUUUGGGUCCCCUCAAACAGAUUCCCAUGAACCUCUUCAUCAUGUACAUGGCAGGCAAUACUAUCUCCAUCUUCCCUACCAUGAUGGUGUGUAUGAUGGCUUGGCGACCCAUUCAGGCACUUAUGGCCAUUUCAGCCACUUUCAAGAUGCUAGAGAGUUCAAGCCAGAAGUUUCUUCAGGGUUUGGUGUAUCUCAUUGGGAACCUCAUGGGUCUGGCAUUGGCUGUUUAUAAGUGCCAGUCGAUGGGACUACUGCCUACACAUGCAUCAGAUUGGUUAGCCUUCAUUGAGCCUCCAGAGAGGAUGGAGUUCAGUGGAGGAGGACUGCUUUUGUAAGACAGAAGUACUGAUUCCUAUAGAUUUGGAUCUCAUUUAUAACCUUCUUUAUGUCCAGUUUCUCUUCGUCGGCAUACUUAACACUAUCACUUAUGCUGAAAAGAAUUAGAAGUCAGUUUUCUUCAUCCUGGAGACACUCCAGCAAGA